This is a messenger RNA of Paramormyrops kingsleyae, 2808 nucleotides long. It is a transcript of the gene ncam3, whose product is annotated as neural cell adhesion molecule 3. Gene Ontology annotation, molecular function: protein binding. NCBI's taxonomy places the organism in Eukaryota, Metazoa, Chordata, Actinopteri, Osteoglossiformes, Mormyridae. Gene Ontology annotation, biological process: cell adhesion. Gene Ontology annotation, cellular component: membrane. The record is from RefSeq and is a predicted model, not a curated record.
AAGGACGUACAGAGAUUUUGUAGAUUACUGAGUUCCUCUCUGCCUUUUGCGUCCCUCUUUUCUGCUUAUAAAAGCACAGGGCACAAGCCAGUAACCUUAUUAUUCUUGAGUGCAGCAAAUAGCAAAAGAAUCCAAAGGAGAAACAAGAAUGAUUUGGGGAAUAUGCAUCGUGUUACUGCUAGCCCCAGUACUGACAGAUGCCCAAAUUGAUAUCCAUGCUACCUCCCAGGACUAUGAAGUGGGAAGUAAGAUACUACUGCUCUGUAAAGUCAAUACUGAAGCAGAAUGUAUAUGGCUGAAGGAUGAAGAGGAGAUAGAUGAAGAUUGGGUGGAAAGUAAAAAACUGGACGAAACUUUAUAUCAACUGACCAUCAAAUCUGCUACAAUGGAUGACAUGGGCCGCUACACUUGUAACUGUAAAUUUGAUUCUGGACUGAAGAACAGCACAGAAUUGAUGAUCUAUGUCUACCAGCGGCCCACAUUUGUUAAAACAGCAACUUACUAUGAGUUUUUGGAGGGAGAUGUGGCUGUUGUCCCCUGUAUUGUGACAGGGCAGCCACAGGUUGAAGUGAAGUGGAAAAAGAAUAUGGCUGAAAGUAAUGUAACCACUGACUCUGAUGCUCGAAUAAAAGUCCUGGAGAACAGCAGCUUACAAAUCAAUGGCGUUCAACGGGAAGACCAUGGAGCUUACAGUUGUGUGGCCAGAGUUCCAGGUCGCCCCAUAUCUGAAGCCCUUGUCAUCUCUGUUGUUGUCACCGCUUCUCCGAAAGUACGGAUUCAAGAACGUGAGAAAAAUGUUUUGGAAGGACCUGAAAAUAAUGUGUCCAUUGUCUGUUUGGUGACCGGUGAACCAACUCCAAACAUAACUUGGUCUAGCCCAAUGUUGUCAAACACCAGCCACUACAUAUUCAAUUCAGACAAGAGCGAGUUGACCAUCACUUCUGUGGACUUCAGCGACAAUGGAGAGUACAUAUGUACAGCUAGAAAUAAAAUCGGAGCACAAAACGCCAGCUUCAAGCUAAAUGUCUUAGUACAUCCUACUAUAAACCUGACAACAGAGAAUAUGGAAGUGAAGCCCGGACACCCUGCCUCUGUGACUUGUCAAGUUACUGGACGACCAACUCCCACAAUUACCUGGAUAAAGAAAAACACCGGUGAGAAACUGACCACCACCAGUGGCCGGGUCAAAGCUGUGGGAUCCACACUGCGAAUUGAGAAGGUGGAACCCUCAGAUGGAGGCUUGUACACCUGCAUGGCCCACAACACCGCUGGGAAUGACAGCAAAGAUUUCAGCUUAGAGACUUGGCCAGACACCCCUGCUCCGAUCACUAUCACUGCAGGCACCACAUCAGUUACAUUUUCCCAAACAGUCCCUGUAGUAAAUGGAGGAUCAUCAAUCACCAACUACAUCUUAGAAUGGAAAAAGGAGGGUGCAGAUGAAUGGACCCAGACAUUAGCCCCAUUUGAAGAAACUGUAUCCAUCACUUCUCUGAAGCCAAGCACUUCCUACUCUGUUCGAAUGGCCGCCCAUAACCGCAUUGGCCAGGGGGAAUUCUCCUCAGAGUAUUCCAUACAAACACUACCCGAUGAUGAGACUGAAAUCCCCAUUUUAUUAACCAGCGAAGGCAAAGUGGAAAACAAUUCCUUCUCCAUCUAUUUCAAGCAGCUUGACAGUAGCAACAUAUCAAUCAUUCACUAUUCUGUGCGGUACAGGAAUCUCUCUGUCAAUGAUGACUGGAAAACAGAAACGCUUCCUGCCAAUUCCACCAGGAUCCUCCUAGCUAACCUCAGUUACAACGCCAGCUACCUUGUGGAGCUUGUUGCCUUCAAAUCCACUGGCACUUCCAGACCCACUUUUUUUAACUUUACCACCCCCCAGCUUGCUACCUUGGUCAAACCCAGUAAGUCUGGGAUGGGAAAAGCAGGCAUGGUGGGCAUUGUCAUGCUGAUUUUUGUGGUGAUGCUGGUUGCUGUGGACGCCACUUGUUGCUAUACGAACAACUGUGGUGUGCUGAUGUUCCUGGCGGUCAAGCUUCUUGGGCGAAAUGCACCUAAAGACAAGGGUCUUGAGCAGGUCAACGGGGAAAUCUCCACUGUAAUACUUCCCAGCAGUAAACCUUCCACAGAGGCAUGACAGACCAGGAAGGAUGUGGCCUAAUUCACACUCAACAUUGCUGCAAGUUUUUUAGCUGAAUAAUUUGUCUAAACACACACACACACACACCCACAUACACACACAGACAAACACAUAUAUAUGUGUACAUGUGUGUGUGUGUAUAUAUAUAUAUACACACACGUACACAUAUUACAAAUGACUAUAUAUUUAUAUAUAUUUGUAUAUAAAAAAAAAUUCCAGAUGCUACAUCCACAAGAUCGAUGGAUGGAUGAACAAAUUUAUAAUAUAUAUGUCCUACAAAUAUUUUGCCGAGCACUUUUAAUUUUUAAACUGUGUAUGAUGUAUACAACCUAAGAGGUAUAAUAAUUAUAAUUACAAUGGUAAUGGUAUGAUAAUGAAAUUAUCUGUGGUUUUGAAGAGAGUUAGUAGUCAUUUAUUUUACUGGUAAUUUAAACAUUACCUCAUACCUAGAAUAUGUAGGGAAAGAUUUUAAUAAAUAUUUUACACUUCAGAUUUUUAAAAUAUCUUUGCAUACAUCUCUGGGUUUUAGCCAAGAUUUCCAAAUUCAUGCACACUGUUGUUGGUUACAGUGCAAAAAUUAGCAUUCUGCUAGGAAAAAGUUGUACAUACAAAAAAUGUAAGAUUUUUUAAAUUGUUUGUUUACAUUUCUUAUUUAACUGUACUGUAUUGUA